CACCGCAAAACACAAAAGGGAAACAAGACUAAAGCAGGAAGCGGGGACUGAUGUGCACGGCCCGACAUGGGGUCAGGGGAAGACGAAUAUAAUUUUGUGUUCAAAGUGGUCCUUAUCGGAGAAUCCGGUGUGGGUAAAACCAACCUUCUCUCCCGGUUUACCAGAAACGAGUUUAACCAUGACAGUCGAACCACCAUUGGUGUGGAGUUCUCCACGCGCACGCUGACGGUCGAUGGCCACCUGGUGAAGGCACAGAUAUGGGAUACGGCAGGGCUGGAACGCUACAGAGCGAUCACCUCCGCCUAUUACAGGGGUGCAGUUGGCGCUCUCCUGGUGUAUGACAUCACCAAGCAUCAGACGUACGACAGCAUUGAACGGUGGCUGAAGGAACUCUAUGACCAUGCAGAUGCCAGCAUUGUGGUCAUGUUGGUCGGCAACAAGUGUGACCUAAAAGACGAAGCACGGGAGGUUCCUUCAGAAGAAGCCAAGAUGUAUGCAGAUAGCAAUGGUUUGCUAUUUAUCGAGACUUCAGCCCUUGACUCGACCAACGUGGAACUGGCCUUUGAAACCAUCCUUAGAGAUGUCUACCAGAAGGUUCUGAAGAGUAAAGGAGGUGUUCCAAAGGAUAAUACGGUGACCUUGUCCAAGGAGGCUGCUCCAAUCCAGUCUCAACCCCAGGCCACCGAAGCAAACAGAUCAUGCUGCAAGAAUAUCUAAGGACGAGCUGGGAUUAAGAAGCCAACUAUCAGUCAUCAGUACCAAUUCCAAUAAGACCAGCUGGGAGGCCAUCUAGUCCGCCAUGUUGUUUUGGCCCAUAUAAGAAAGACUGACUGUUUUACACGUGACAGCUAAUACCAUGUCAGCCCUGGUGCAAAGAAUGCCACCUUUCAACCAAAGAUGCUCAGAGAAGAGUAGAACAUAAUCCAGAUUUUGGUAUUAAAGACAUAACAUCAA
Molecule: messenger RNA, 954 nt
Organism: Spea bombifrons (plains spadefoot toad)
Lineage: Eukaryota; Metazoa; Chordata; Amphibia; Anura; Pelobatidae
Gene: RAB25
Product: RAB25, member RAS oncogene family
Exons: 5
Coding region: 67-717 (216 amino acids)
Biological process (GO): exocytosis
Cellular component (GO): recycling endosome
Molecular function (GO): GTPase activity; GTP binding
Source: RefSeq, a predicted model, not a curated record